AUAUGUAAGUAGAUAGAUACUUUUGGUAGGUGCCUGUAUUGAGUGCGUACGUUUAUUUUCUUUUUUCUUGAAUGGAGGAAAAAUAGAAAAUGAAUUUUAUUCAUUCUAAAUCAAAUCUGUGGACUUUUUAUAAUUUUAAAUAGACUUUAUUUAUAAUUGUACUAAGUAAUGUCGCUCAAUUUUUCCAUUUUUUCUUAAAUGUAAAUAAAUAUGGAUAAGGACCUACCGAGGCUAAAAUUAUUUAGGGAUGGGGAGUUUGAUGUGGAAAUCAAUGAGUUGUUCAAUAAAAAGUUCAGCUUUCGAUUUAACAACAGCUGGAAAUUGCCGGAUUGUAAACUUUGGUUCUCCACUCCGCCUUGGAAGGUUAAAGACUUGGAAGUGUUGAAGAGUCGUUUGAAUUUCCACAAGAGCCAGUUGAAUGACUUUAAUAUUGAGGAAUGGAGCAGUCACACACGUCGGAGAAAUCCUGCCGGUGAAGUGGGUUGGAAAAUAAGAUGCAUUGUUAACCCUGAAUUCCUGACACAAGCCUGGACAAAGUUUUACGAGUGUGCAAGUACAUACAAUAUAAUCCCGAAGGAAGUAAUGACUGCUAAAAAAUUUGUAUCCCUACAUUUGUGUGAAGCUCCUGGUGCAUUUAUAACAUCAUUGAAUCACUACCUGAAAUUGAAUUAUCCCGAGAUUGAAUGGAAAUGGGUUGCAAACACACUAAACCCAUAUUAUGAGGGCAACUCUCCAUCAAACAUGAUCAGUGAUGAUCGCUUCAUGUUUCACACGCUGGACAACUGGGAUUUUGGUGUAGAUAACACUGGCAACCUCAUGGACUGGGACAACUCACAAGCGACCAUCAAGAAGGCAGUAUCAUUGGGGAAUGUAUUGUUGGUGACAGCUGAUGGCUCAAUCGACUGCAUGCAGCGACCCGAUGCUCAGGAAGAGGUGACAUCACCCUUACACUACUGUGAAAUCAUCACUGCCUUGCAGGCACUCAGUUCAGGUGGCACAUUUAUAUUCAAACUUUUCACUUUAUUUGAACACUCUACUGUGAAUCUCCUUUACCUUAUCAAUCAUUUGUUUGAAGAAGUCAAUAUUUACAAGCCAGUAACAUCGCGACAGGGGAACUCUGAAGUCUAUGCUGUAUGCAUCAACUACAAAGGAAGUGCCUAUUUAGAGAAAUUCAUAUCGAUCUUGAGGACUGCUUACGGAACAGAAAAAUAUAGUAGUAUGGCCUUGUUCCCACUAGAAGAGAUUCCUGAUAGCUAUUUAAAGCAGGUUCAUGAAUGUGCCCACUAUUUCUGUGUACUGCAAUGUCAGGUCAUCAAUAACAAUCUGCAGGCAUAUCUGAUGCAGAAUAAUAUCUCCUUACACAGAGACAUGAAGAGAGUCCGCGCACUUGUCGCCACAGAGUUCAUUUGGCGGUACGGAGUGAAACCUUUGGAUGCAGUACACGAAAUAUUAAAAGGUGCACUUCACGAAGAGUGCAAAACCAACAUGAAUCCGAGAUACCAUCGUGGCUCAUACACAGAACGACAGCUUUAUACCAAGAUGUCCAUAAAGGAGAAGUCAAAAACUAUAAACUCACUACUGCAAGCUGAAAUAAUGUCAAAUCCCUCAAUUAUAAUAAACGAUCCUGUGAAAUGGUCACAGAGUUGUAAUGAAGAGACAAGGUUAAAACUGGUGUUUACAUAUGGCCGUCCUUUGCAGAAGAUAAAUAGCUCCAAGUUCAUAUUUGUGCCUAUUUUCAGAUUAUAUCAGCAGAUCUUAGCUGAGGAUGAGUUUAAAGAGAUCCUAUUCAGCAAGGACUUCAAGGAAUAUAAAAAUAAUCACAAAGAUUUGGGUAUAGAAAUAGACAAGGUGUUGGACUUACCAGAGUUCGAUUAUUCAGAGAGUUACAGUGUAUAUGAAAAGAAUUGUUUUUUCAGACUUCAUAAUGCACUGAAAGAACUGUCUCUGGGCCAGACUUUGUUGAUAAAGAAUCUAAAUACACUUACACAUUUCAAUGUAAGUUUUUUAUUCAUUGUGUCAAAGAGUUUUGAAAAGACUGGUUUUAUGCCUUCUGGUAUUAUUUUGUGUACUUUGAUGAAUAAACAUGCUAUGACCUAUUUGGAUGUUAUAGAGAAUGAAUGUGUGAAAUUGCAAAAUGAAGACGCAAGGGAUUUAUUAAAUUCAUUACCAGUGCAGACAACAAAUGUGGGGGUGUUCUUUGAUAAUAUUGUAUUGUACAACAACACUUUUUACCGGAACAAGUGUACAGAAUAUUUGUAUACUAUAGAACGAAGCCUAUAAUUAUAUAACGUCAUAGCAUAAGAAGUCGAUACGUAUUUUACUAUUUGGUAGAUACAUUUAAAAAAGAUAUAUUCAUAAUAUUUUUAUAAUGUUAUUCAUCGUUGUUGUCAUGCUAUUACUGUGAAUCUAAUUUUAUGGUAAUAAAAUUCCUGAAUGUUG
Messenger RNA from Galleria mellonella (greater wax moth), 2439 nucleotides. RefSeq names its product cap-specific mRNA (nucleoside-2'-O-)-methyltransferase 2 (gene aft). Gene Ontology annotation, molecular function: methyltransferase cap1 activity. The record is from RefSeq and is a predicted model, not a curated record. The transcript is spliced from 4 exons. Lineage: Eukaryota; Metazoa; Arthropoda; Insecta; Lepidoptera; Pyralidae. Gene Ontology annotation, cellular component: cytoplasm; nucleus. Bases 211 to 2280 code for a protein of 689 amino acids. Gene Ontology annotation, biological process: 7-methylguanosine mRNA capping.